This is a messenger RNA of Porites lobata, 8797 nucleotides long. NCBI's taxonomy places the organism in Eukaryota, Metazoa, Cnidaria, Anthozoa, Scleractinia, Poritidae. The record is from the annotation of a GenBank genome assembly.
AUGAGCACUCAAGAGGGAAGAAAAGACCAAAUACUGAAGGGAUUCAAACUGUAUCCUUUUUCUGACUGAGGGAUUAUGUAUGCAAGUUUAGCUGUAAGUUUUUAGAUUGGCUAUAAACUUAUCACAGCCUCUUCAACCUUAAUGUAAAUUUGUUGUUAAUAUGAUAUAAAUUUACUUGAUCAAGUUGACUUCGACCGCGUUGGAGGAUUAAUGCGGUCGGGUGGUGAUAAUUUGAGCGUUUGGGAAUUUUAUAAAGUUCGAAGUUUCAUAUCUUUUGAACUGGCACACAAGAACUUUCUGCAAGCGUGGUUGUUUAUGUGUCAGUAAUUUACUGUCUCUUAUUCUACUCCAGUAUUGUGACAAGAGUUGUAAGAAUAUUACUACUUUUACUGUACAUAUGUAACUUUUUUGAAAUUACAUUAAGCUUUAAUCCAACUAAGAACUAAAACAAUUUCAUCUUACUCCGUCGAGUUGCUUGGCUAUUUUCCAUGUUAUUGCGUUUGUAAGUUAUAUGCAACGGUGAAAAUUCAGCGAUCGAUUAGAUUACUAAGACAGACUUAUCAGGGCCGAACAGUAUUUUUUGUGUGUCUUUUUAUAUUGAAAUCAAGUAAGUGAGAUUAAUUGAUUUUGUACAGUGCAGACGUAAUACCAGGUGAAUCUAGUGAUAUAUUUACUUUCUGUAGCUGUUUAGACAAGACUUAAUAAAAUUUUAACUUUUUUCAACCUCAUUAGAAAUGAAUUAUCCCUCAAUGAAAAGAAGUAAGAAAAAUUGAUUAUGGCAAUUUUUAAUCUUGGUUGGACCAAGUAGAUAAGACUUGAUUAUUGCUUGUGUUUCUUGAGUGAUAAAAUCCACCCGGUCCGAUAUCUUAUGCAAACUAAGUUUUGUCUAGCUGUCUGAGUUACAAAGCUCUUGUCAGGAGUCUCCUUAAUAAAGGCUUACAAGCAUGUAUUCAUGGAAGGGAUCAUGGUGCAAAGAAAGUCAGUUUUACAGCUUGCCAUUAGGGCAAGUUGUUGCUAGUGUGUACUAGCCCAAGAGUCUUCUUAACUAACCCAAAAGAUUUUGUGAUAAGUAACAUUGAUUACAGUUCUUCUGUAAUUUCAAUUUCUCAAAAAACUUCACUCGCCCUUCUGACAAGAACAGAAUUCACCAGCCUGAUUGCAAAAUCCAUUAGCCCCAGGCUAACAGACAUGACUGUCUUUGCACACUGGGUAUCAAAUUCCAUCUUAUGAUUAAUGGCACCAAGUUAUCAAUGUUAUGUGGGUGUCAUAUGCAGCUUAUACUUCCUUAUUCUUGUGUUUUUUUAACUGGGUAAGUGAUCACUGAUUGGCCCAGAGAACAAUACUGUGUUCUCUUGCCUCAAGGGAAUAAUAACUAUUAUUAGUUUGAAAUGAUUCCUAUAAUAAGUUUGUAGUGUCAUUGGUUUGUAAACUGAUGCAGAAUGACAGCUACAUAACUGUUUUUUUUUUAAGUUUUGGAGAUAAAACAGCUUUCAUUUACAGUAAGAUUAUACAUUCAAUGGUUUAAUCCUUUACAAUAACGCAGAAACUGGAUGAAUCUUCGUGAUGCAGAUAAUGGAAAAGUACUGUGGCAAGGAAGUGAUGACCUGUAAGAUUGCUUACUAUAAAACUAACAAUUUCUUGAACACUGGAAUUAAAGGCAAAUUUUUGAUGGUGUCAUGACCAGUCACAUUGGAGAUCUAAGACACAUCAAAAUUUGAACAACUUAUAAUGCUUGCAAUUUAGUUAUCUCACACCUGAUAUGCUUUUUCACUGUUACAAACACAUUCCAUUUUUAUGGUAGUUUCUCGGUGGUGCAAACGGGUGCAAUCACUAAUGAUACGAAAGAUUGAAAAGACAGUGAAAAUACCAACAAACACAAAAGCAAACCAUCAAUCUUUUUGCAACACAAAGAAAUACCCAGUUUUAUCUUCAGUGAUUUUUGUUAUCCCUGCAUCCUGCGUCCUUUUUGCAACACCAAGAAAUACCCAGUUUUAUCUUCAGUGAUUUUUGUUAUCCCUGCAUCCUGCAUCCCUGACAUAUAAAAAUCCUUAAAGAUGCAAAAUAAUUAAUGGCAUGGGUCCCGUAGGACUUAAAGAUCAAUUGAUCGGUCUGAACAUGUGUAUUUGAAGAAAUAUCAGGCCCGUUCGUGUAAUUUCUGAAGCAGUUAUUAUGGCUGUUGUUUAACGAUGCAUAUUUCUUUGAGUCUUUGUUUUCCUUUUAAAUAGAAGGACUAUAUUAUAAUUUCAGUAUACUGUAAUACAGAGUUUUCAGAUUAACUGUCUGGUUACAUAAAGGCCCAAGCAUUUUCAAUUUUGGACUCUUUUUUAAACUGGGACUUCUUGGUUCUGGACUUGGACUCAUGAUUUUUUACAAGAUGAGUCCCAGGACUCACCAUAACUAUUUGUAACAAAAUCACUGUAUCUUCGAUGUUCAUGGUUUGCCUAGUAUUGCAGUAACUGACUGAAGAGACCCUUUCACAUUGUUUUUAUUUGAACUUUUAAUAAAGAGCAGUAAGCGAAUGUUCAUCUGGUCCCAGUUGUUAAGAAGGUAGAUCAUGCUAUUCACAAGAUAAAUCUCUAUCCACUGGAUAGUGCUAUCCAACGUUUGAGCAACCCUGGCCAGCUCUAUUGUAUUGGGUAACUUACCAAGUUUAAAGCUGAUAGUUCCGAAGAGAGAAAGAUUCUGAUCCACAAAGUUGUAAAAUUUUACAGACGUUUGUAUCCUGGGGCCACGACCUUGUCCCCCAGUGAGCAAACAUCUGUAAGAUUCUGCGACUUUGAAGAGCUAUAUCUUUGUUAGUUUUCAACAACUCACUUUAAAACUUGGCAGUCUUUCCAGCCAUGUUGACAGAUUUUCACUUAGUAACUGGUCCCAAUCGAAAGUCGAAAAAACCAUAAAAGGGUAUAUUAAAUGGGUUAAAUAAAGCAUUAUGCUUCACUGAGCAUCAAAUUCUACUUCCUCAUUCUUUUGAGCUGCGAUGCCACCGGCGCUUGUUUCCCAUUCUUUAUGUUGUCAGUUAUACUUCACCUAUUUACUCCCAGGAAGGUCCAAAGUCAAAAUUUCAGCAGAAUUCCCAAAUUCAACUUUCUAGAAUGCUGGAAAUGAAUUAGGGCCAUGUGAAGGCACUGCUAAAGAGGUUUCAGUUGAAUGGUCACGUAACAGGAUAACAUCCACAGACUCAAAAGUUCAAACAGCUUUCCAAGUCUCCACCAUUCACUCUGAAACUAAAGGGAUAAUAUCUCAACUAUAUAAUCUUGUUUAUUUGCAGGUCUGUCCCUGGGCAAGAACAUGAAGGUAUAAUAUUUUAGCAUUAGGCAGUGUGAGACAGGGGUGUUGUUUUGUUUGUCGUGAGCAACAAACCUCUAAGUGCUACUAAGAUGACUUCAAUAUUGUAACCUUUAUUUUGAGGGUCGCUUUCUUUCCUCUGGUUUUGAGUGUGUGUGGUUGAUCUAGUUGUUGCCAAUCUCCAGGCUGCCAUGGCUCACCUUCAUAGUUCCUUUCUCUGAUGUUCUAACAGAUGCCUUUUGCCAUGGUUAUGAAAGGGCCAUGUUUAAAGUGAGACAUUGUUGUUUUCUUGUAUAUACAUGCCUGUGGGUUCCUCACUUAAGUAGUUGCUGUUACUGAUUCAUUUACAGCAAGAGUGCCUAAAAAGAUUCUCAAGUGUAAGGCUGUGUCAAGAGAGCUAAACUUCUCCUCCGAACAAGAAAUGACAAAAUUCAGAUUGGAACAAAAAGUGAUGUUUAAAGGAAAGUGUUUAGAAGGUAAGAGAUAGUCAUAAUUCUUCAGUCAUGAUCAAUGUGUGAAAAACAUGCCUUAAUUCAAGUGCCUGUACUCUACGUUCUUUUUUUCUUUCUUUCUUUUGUGUGAGGAUUUUGCUGUUUUUUUUUCUUGUUCAACCCCUUGCGGUUAAGUUUGCGUAGCUAUUGACAGUACAUGUACUUAAUAAUACCAUUUUUAUUAAAAAAAGGGCCCUGAGAAAAUACUUUAUAGUUUUGUGAUGCUAAAGGUAAGCGCCUUGUCAUUUUCAGUGAAGACAGUUUUUUCAGAGAAUAACUGGAACCACUUUCUACAUAACUUGCCCACUGUGUGGAAACUGCUCAAUGAAAUGAAUCCAUGCAAACUCCUCCUACAAUGCAGAUUGGGCCCCUCCUCUAAAAAGUGAAUUUUCUCAUCUUGUGAGCCAUGUUCAGACACAGCUCCUGAAUGUCCUUUGUCCAGCCUAACUCUGACCCACUUUUCCAACUUAAUCCCCCCCCCCCAUGCACCAUACUGUACUAGAAAUAUGUUAUCGUAGAAAUCUCACGAAGCUGUAAAGGGUCAGCAGUGAGGAUAAAGGGAAAAAAUAUGAACAAAAAAUUAAAACUAAACAGAAAUAAAAAUGUGCAAAGAAAACAAAAAUAGCCACCUUGAGGUUUGAACUUACAUCAUGAUUACCUCCUGCGCAAGAAGCUAACUCCCAAACCACUGGGCUGCACUACCGCUAAACAACUAAUUGUGUAAAAUUAACAGUCUUAAACCUUUUUUUCCUGCCCUACAUGCUGUUUGAAUCUUGUGGAGCUGUAAUUUUAUCAUAAAUUCAAAGAUACGAUUGAGAAAAAUUAGCUCAAAUGUGUAUUUCUAAGCUAUUUUGCAUUAUUUUGGUGUUAACCCAUUCACCCCUGAGCCACCCGCUACUGUCCAUGCGGAUACACGUCCUUUCUACCACUUGUGACGUCAUCAGUUUUAGUGGACAAGGACAACUUUGUGCGAUAACUUGUGAAGAGUGAAGACAUCUUUCAAACCAUACCAGAAUAAGCACAAUUCAGUCAAGGACACCGGAGAAAAAGGCAAAAAAACCAUGUAACAUUGACCUGAAAUUUCCAUAAAAAUCUUGUUCCACUACUCACCUACCUUUCCUUUCAUCUAAUCCUAAGAUCCUAAAAGCUUUCCUAAAAUUAACUUUUCCCACCAAAAUGAAGCCUGCUAAAUGUGCAGUAGGAGAAAAGAAAAAUGAGGCAGGGAAAGCGAAAAAAGAGGGGAAGAGAGAAAGCAAAAUUAAAAGAUAAGACUGCUGUGCCACGUUUAAACCCAAAAAAACCAAUUCGAAUUUUUGCUUUCUGAGCAUGCCUGAACUUCGCAAGCUAAUAUUUUGUAUCUGGAUCAGAAGUCUGUGAAGUGUACAACCUGUAAACGCCUUUGUAAUAAGUUUUAGCUCUUUAUAGCACAACAAUGACCAGAAAACCGCUCGACUGGCUUCAAAAUGCUUUUUUCGGCAAAGUCUCCAGGGGCGAGUGGGUUAAUUCACUCCUAGGCUUGAUGGCCAACUAAAUCGAUGUACAGCGCUGAGCCGAAACCGAUUUGGUCGAUCAGUGACAUCGAUUGGCUGGAAAAGAACCAAUUCCUUGUGGGUUUGCCUCGGUGAAAUGUGAAUUCAAAGUUACACAUUGUGUAGUUCCAGGAAAUAUCCAGACCCCCACCACUGAGGGAAUUUCACUUAGGACCCCCCACCUCCCUGGAUUUUCCAUUUUUGCAGGGAACUGAUGGCCCCCCCACCCCAUUUGUGGAAUUUCCACAAAUGUGACAAAGACCCCCCAACCCCUAUGGAAAAGUUCAUUUUCACGAAGAAAGACUAUUAAAGUAGAAGAAUGAGGCCAUUUAUGGUUAGUACGCAACAGUUUCCAUCAGAAUCUUGGAUGCUUCUGUUUCCAUUUAUUUGAGUGAUCUUGCAACAUUAAAGGGUCAUUAAAACACACUACACCACCACAAAGUAACCUGAUCAGCAAUUUUGCUUAUCUCUUGCUUUAAAUGAAACGGAUAAAGUAUUGUGAAUUUACCUUAAUCAAGGCAAGCUUACGAUUUGUUAUUCAUCUUCAUGGGUGUAAUGUUGAUAUAAUUAACUCCAUUUCGUGCGGGAAUACAGAACAAAUCAAACUUGCAACCACAAAUUUAAUGCAAAACCAAGAGAAGAAUAAAAACUCUGAAUUCUGGAAUGAUAACAAUGAAUACCUUCUCUACAACUUAAAGGGAAACCAAGUUCAAUUUACUGCUUUUUGAUCGACUGAUGCGACGUGAUGCGCGAUGGCCUCAUGAAUGUUUGAUGAAAUCCACACCAUUUCAGCGAGAAUUCGAUCAUGAACAUGCCACACCUUCAACCACAAAAGUAAGGGAAAAUGAAAAGAAGAAUAAAAACUCUACAUUCUAAAACUGUUAUAAUGUAUAGCUUGUGCUUCAUGAAGUAAAAUUGCCACUCUACUGUUCUUCAAUCGAUCGACUGACGCAACCUGAUGUGUUGCACGUGUUGAUGAUUUGAGAAAGACUGGUAAUGAGUAAUGGCGGCCGAAUAUACGAGCAUGCGGCAAAACGAGUUGUAGUCGGUCUAAUUCCUUCAAAAUUACAUCCAAAACGCUUUUGGAAGAAAGGAAACCGGGUUAAGAUCAAAAGGAACAAUCUUAAGUGAUAUACUUCAAGUUAUUCAUGCCCUAAAAAUGAUCUACCAGGUCGGUACGAAGCAAUGUUCGAACUCAGGUCGAAAACGAAAUGAUAUUGACCCCCUGGAAAGUGAUUUUAUGGUCCAACCCCCCUCCCUUCUGGAAUUUCCUGGGAUUCUGACCCCCCUACCCCCCUGGAAUUUCCAAUUCCCUCCGUGGUGGGGGUCUGGAUAUUUUCUGGAACCACACAUUUCAGGGAAAAGCAAGGUUUGAUGGUAAAAAGCCAAACUGAAGCACACUUGCGAAAAGCAAAAAUAUCCAAAAACUGAAGACAUAUCACAAGCCGAAGACCGUCGUAAAAUCAUCUGUGAAGUGAGAUACCGGCACUGGCAAAUGUUUUUUUAUGUUGAUUUUCGGUGUUCUUGUAGCUACUAGUCCAAAUUGCUUCAUUGUUCUCUGGAAAAUACUUGUUCUGUGGAAAUUAAUCUUACAGAAGCAUUUCGUGAUCGCCAAAGGGCUGCAAAAACAGUCAAAACAAUGCCAACAAAGUGUUUUGCUUGAUGACGUCAUUAAAUUGUGGUCACCCAAGUGAUAAUAGAAAUAUGGCCACAUGAGAUUGCAGGUCGCUAUGAUGCUCGCGUGAUCUUCUUGCUGCAUGCACAACAGAAUUAUAUACUCGCUCUGCAGACCUGACAGCCCUUGUGUGUUAUAAGAGACUAUCAAAGUUACUGAAGUUUGGGGGGGUUGCACUUAUGUAAAAGUGGAUGCUUGAUUAAUUUUGUGACCUUGAAAGUGGGGGCAUUUCAAUGUACUCAACCCUCUUUUCAUGAGUUGCUUUAGAGAGACCUCUCUUGCCCAGCACAAAGGGUUGAAUGAACAAUCAGAGGUCCUGUGACAAGGUAUUGGCCUUACCUCACCUCUUCGUAUUUUUUUAUGGGGAUGGGAGUCUAACUCAUUGCCCAACCCCCUGGCGUUGCAGUUCAUCUGGCCUUUCACCUAAAGCCGUCCCAACAUAACAUGGCUGAACCCACCAGGGACUAAGGUCCCAACUGGAUAUAGCUUCCAGGGCCAUCAGGGCACACAAACCUCCCCACCAUGUUAACCCUUUAAUCCCUAAGAGUGAUCAGCAUUAAAUUUCUCCUUGUAAUAUCAAUGCUUUGUAGAACAGAGUGGUUAUGAGAAUUACAGACAUGAUCACACAAGAUGAAUUUUCUUGAUAUUUUAUCAACUUCUCCCCACUACUUCAUUAGGAAAUGAAUAGGAGGAACAAAUGAGAAUUCAAAUUUUGAUCUUAAGGUUUAAAGGGCUAAGGUGCAACACUCAGGGAGGGACAGCAGAACAAAAUGUCAGGAACUGGCUACUUGAAUCAACAAUUUUCUUGUUGAUGAAAAAAUUAUUGCUUUGAUAGGUUUUUGUCACUAUUUUUGCUACAGUAGAGUUCCAUACACUGUAUUGCAAUUUUAUUCUUUUUUUGAAAUUGUUAUUUUAAUUCUUUUGUUCAUAGAAUGGUAUUUUGAUUUUGGAUUUGUCAUUCCUUCGUCUACAAACACUUGGCAGUCGCUUAUAGAGGCAGCUCCUGAAUCACAAAUGAUGCCAGCAAACGUUUUAAAUCUGAAAAGACCAUUUUACAAUCUUGCAGUGAAUGUUGGGAAUUUGAAAAUGAGUUUUACUUUCCAUUUUAAACAUUCUUUCUGUGAGACAAACAUCCAGAAAAUGUGGAUACAUUUUGGCAAAUUGGGCAAGACUAAAUAAACGCAAUUAAGUUUGAAAGAGUGCAAAUUCACUUUUCAAUGGUGAUAUAAUUUCCCUAAUCAUAACUAUAACAAAAUUCUCAAAUCUGAUUGGCUAUCAACUGCCCUGAUUUCAGCCUUGAUAGGACAGUUUAAUUGGACAGUAUGCGCCAUGCCUAAGUAAUUGGAUAGUAUGCGCCAUCAUGCGCAUGCUUAAUGGCUUUUUUGUUCACUGCUAGCAAAAAUCUUGGAAUUUCUUGUGUUUUGAUUUUAAAAAGAAUUUAUAUAUCGGACUCCUGCUCCCAUUCGUUGUCUCAUUUUGUUAAAACAAAUUCCCGCUACACGGUUGUCUGAUUUUGUUAAAUCACUUGUAUGAUUACAAACCGAAUUGGACUCCACUCAGUCCUGUUACCAUUACUUAUACCCUCUGGCAUAAGCUCCCUAUACCCAUCUCUGCAGCUUCACCGUUUUGACCUCUUAUUUAGUUGGGCCCAGACUUUUGAUCAAGCAAAUAGGGUAGCAGUCUGUUCCUAAAAAGCUAUAGUAUCAAAAGUAAUUACUGUAUUUCUUUGUUUCAGUGGCAAUGUGGUAAUUGAAACAAAAUUCUUUGAUGGGGACCUCCUUGUCAGUACAUCAAGAGUGCGAGUUUACUAUGUCUGA